Molecule: messenger RNA, 711 nt
Organism: Laccaria bicolor S238N-H82
Lineage: Eukaryota; Fungi; Basidiomycota; Agaricomycetes; Agaricales; Hydnangiaceae
Exons: 7
Coding region: 1-711 (236 amino acids)
Biological process (GO): protein deubiquitination; ubiquitin-dependent protein catabolic process
Cellular component (GO): cytoplasm
Molecular function (GO): cysteine-type deubiquitinase activity
Source: RefSeq, a predicted model, not a curated record
AUGGCCGGUAGUCGCUGGGUCCCCCUCGAAAGCAACCCAGAGGCAAAUACUCGUUUUUGGUCAAGUCAAGCGGGGCUCGUACCCUCCGUGGCGGAGUUUGGGGAUAUCUACGGGCUCGAUGAUGAAUUAUUGAGUCUCGUGCCUCAGCCUGUGAAGGCGGUUAUAUUGCUCUUCCCGAUUUCGGCUGAAACUGAAGCGAAGAAGAAGGAGGAAGAUGAGAAGGUUGAGAAAGACGGGCAACAUGCGAUUGAGCCCAAGGUGUUGUGGAUUAAGCAGACGAUCUCUAAUGCGUGUGGGACCAUAGGGCUGUUGCAUGCCCUCGCAAAUUCAAAUGUACCCUUCAUUCCUGAUAGUCCUCUGGCCAAGUUCGUUGACGAAUGCCGAAAAAUAACACCAGACAAACGCGCAAAGCUCCUAGAAACUACCUCCCUCUUCGCUGACAUCCACGCAGAAGCAGCCACGGCCGGCCAGACGGAAGUACCACGCGACCUCGAUACCGACCUGCACUUUACCUGCUUUGUAGAGUCGGCUCAUGAUGGGACGGGAUCGCGGGUUAUUGAGCUUGAUGGACGGAGGAAGGGGCCUGUGGAUAGAGGGCAGUGCACGAAUUUGUUGAGUGACGUCGCGAGGAUUGUGAAGGAUGUGUAUCUCACUGAGGGGGCUGGGGUGAAUUUCAGUAUGAUGUAUCUCGGCCCACCGAGUGAAUUUUGA